Messenger RNA from Pocillopora verrucosa, 405 nucleotides. The record is from RefSeq and is a predicted model, not a curated record. Lineage: Eukaryota; Metazoa; Cnidaria; Anthozoa; Scleractinia; Pocilloporidae.
AUGGACUGGAAACUGGCCAACGUGGUCCCUGUAUUAAAGAAGGAUAAUAAAAAAUAUGCCGAGAACUACAGGCCAAUCUCGUUACUGUGCCUGGUUUCCAAGGUGAUGGAACGCUGCGUGUUCAAUUCAACCAAAGACCACGUGUACGGUCUGAUCGAGAGCUCACAACACGGUUUCAUAACGGUCGUGCGUGACGCAGUUGGUAGAGGUACUCGACUACAUCGGCCCCAACUCGACAACGGGGGUCAGGUUGAUGUUAUCCACAUUGAUAUGUCGAAGGCUUUUGACAAAGUGACUCAUCGCAAACUACACAGGAAGCUGCGUGAUUACGGUUUCAGCGGAAAGCUUCUGGUCUGGCUGGAGUCCUACCUCCACGAUCGGAUGCAACUUGCCAACUCUAGCUAA